This is a messenger RNA of Dromaius novaehollandiae (emu), 1944 nucleotides long. It is a transcript of the gene IRF2BP1, whose product is annotated as interferon regulatory factor 2 binding protein 1. The transcript has a single exon. Lineage: Eukaryota; Metazoa; Chordata; Aves; Casuariiformes; Dromaiidae. Gene Ontology annotation, cellular component: nucleus. Gene Ontology annotation, molecular function: transcription corepressor activity. Gene Ontology annotation, biological process: regulation of transcription by RNA polymerase II. The coding region runs from base 176 to 1654 and encodes 492 amino acids. The record is from RefSeq and is a predicted model, not a curated record.
AUGCCCCGCGCGCGGCCGUUAUGUAAGCGCGGGGCGGGCGCGCGCGCGGCGCAGGGGGGGGCGGGGGGCUGCGCUGAGGGGGCGGCGGCGGCGCGGGCCGGGCCGGGCCGGGGGGGGGGGCGGCGCGCGGGUAACGGCGGCGGCGGGGGGGGGCGGCGGCGGCGGCGGCGGCGCCAUGUCGGCGCGGCGGCAGUGGUGCUACCUGUGCGACCUGCCCAAGAUGCCGUGGGCCGUGGUGUGGGACUUCAGCGAGGCCGUGUGCCGCGGCUGCGUCAACUUCGAGGGCGCCGACCGCAUCGAGCCGCUGCUGGAGGCGGCGCGGCGCCUCCGCCACAGCCACGGCCACGGCCACGGCCACGGCGCCGCCGAGGCCCGCCCGCCGCCGCGGCCCGCCCGCGACGCGCUGCCGCCGCCGCCGCCCGGCCCGCGCCUGCCCAACGGGCUGGGCCGCGCCGAGGAGGCGGCCGAGCCGCGCCGCGGGGCCUCGGUGGCGGCGGCGGCGGCGGUGGCGGCGGGGGGCUGCCGGCCGCGGGGCGCCGAGUGCCUGGCGGAGCUGAGCGAGGCCAUGCGGGGCCGCGCCGAGGACUGGCCCGGGAAGCCGCCGGCGGUGCGCGAGCGCCUGGCCGCCCUGGCCGGCUGCGCCCCCUUCAACGUGCGCUUCCGCAAGGACCACGCGCUGGUGGGGCGCGUCUUCGCCUUCGACGCCGCGCCGCGGCCGGGCUUCGAGUUCGAGCUGAAGCUCUUCGCCGAGUACCCCUGCGGCUCGGGCAGCGUCUACGCCGGCGUGCUGGGCCUGGCCAAGCAGAUGUUCCACGACUGCCUGCGCGAGCCGGGCAAGGCCAUCUCCUCGGGCUACAAGUACCUCGAGUACGAGAAGCGCCAGGGCAGCGGGGACUGGCGUCUGCUGGGCGAACUCUUCACCGAGGCCGUGCGCUUCUUCCGCGACCCCCCCGCGCCGGACGCGCUGCCCCAGCAGCCCCCCGAGGCGGCGGGCGCCCUGCUGCCCGCCUCGCUGGCCCGCGCCCUGCCGCCGCGACGCCGGAGGAAGGCCUCGCCGGAGCCCGACGGCGAAGGCGGUGCCGGCAAGCUGACGGGCGAAGAGCAGCAGCAGCGGCAGCACUGGCUGCCCCUCGCUUUGUACCCGCCGGGCGACGCCGCCGCCGCCGCCGCCCUCCGCGGCGACCCGUCGCCCAUCGCGGCGCUGAAGACCGUGGCCGAAGCGCUGGGGGCCGGGCAGCCGCCCAAAGACGCCGCCGCCGCCGCCGCCCGGCAGAACAGUGGCAGCCCGGCGUCGCCCGCCGCCCAGCAGCGCCCGGCACCGCGGGGCACCGAGGCGGCGGCUCAGCCGGCGGCGGGCGCCGAGGCGGCGGCGGGUGCCGAAGCGGCGGCGGCGGCACCGCUGUGCUGCACCAUCUGCCGCGAGCGCCUGGAAGAUACCCACUUCGUGCAGUGCCCCUCGGUGCCCGGCCACAAGUUCUGCUUCCCGUGCUCGCGGGAUUUCAUCAAGGCGCAGGGUGCCGCCGGCGAGGUUUAUUGCCCCAGCGGGCAGAAGUGCCCCUUGGUGGGCUCCAGCGUGCCCUGGGCCUUCAUGCAGGGCGAGAUCGCCACCAUCCUGGCCGGCGACAUCCGCGUCAAGAAGGAGCGCGACCCCUGAGCCCCCCCCCCUUUCCCCUUCCCCCCCCCCAGGCUCUUAUUAACUCGCUGCCUUGUUUUCUUUUUGGGAGGGGGGCACAAUUUGGGGAGGGGGGGUGGUUGUGUUUUUAACCCUUUCGGACCGGAGACUCUGUAUAAAAGGGGUGUUGGGGGGGGAUAUUUGGGGGGGGGGCUCAAUAACAUCUGUUGGGGGGGGGAGCCCCUCCCCUGACUCUUUUUAGGGUGCUGCUUUGGGGGGGGGGGUUAACUGUUGUCCCGGACUCCUGGGCCCAUCUCCUGGUGGGGGGGAGG